GUCUGAUACUAUCACCAUCGAGAUUGCUGCUGAGGUUGCUGCAAAAAGACAAUAGAGAUACGCUCCAGGAUGGCAGACUUGUCGCAGGAUCAUUUGGCAUUUCUCAAGAAGAUACGAAGCACGACUUCGUCAACUGAUAUUCCACGAAAAUUGCAUACGAACAAUCUCAAACGAACCACUUCUGAUUUAUCCUCAAUCAAUGCCAACAACGCCUACAAUUCAACUGCUAAUUUCUCAAAUCCUUAUAAAAAAUCCAAGUUAGAUAGUAUAAAGAAUACUAAUGGUAGUGGUAGUAGUGUGAAUGUGAUUAAAAACAAAAACCCAAGUUUCAAUAGUUUUGAAACGAAUAAUUUCAAUUCCAUCACCACUACUACUGAAUACUCUAGUGGGUUUUUAUCUGUAAAGUUGAAUGAGGCUGUCGAUACAAUCAAAUCUCAAGACAAACCAGUGAAUAUCAAUAGUUUGAAAAAAACCAUCAAUUUUGAUGAUAUUGGUGCCUUAUUGCCUUCAUUAAGAAAAAUGGAGAGAAUAAGAUAUGAUUCAGUUAAUAAUACAAUCGAAUAUUUAUCUUUACAUCAAAUAAAAACAGGUGAUGAUUUGAUAAAUUAUUUGAAAAAUUUACCUACUUUCAAAGGAACAAGUGUAAAAGAGUUGAAAGAUGGUUGGAAUUCAUGUCUUGAGACUAUUGACUCUUUAGAAAAGCAAAGCAAAAUUAUUGUUCAAAGAACUAAAAAAGAUAACAGUCCAAGAUUAAUUUGGUUAAAUCAAGGCUGUUCUCUUGGUAUGAUAGAUGAAGAAUUUGUUAAACUGUGGAGAAGUGUUCCUUUACCAUCUCCAGCUGAUUUACCAAAAAAACUAGUUGAGCUAGGUCAGAAACCUACAAGCAUAGACCCUGCUACAAUUAAAAAGGUGAAUCCAGCUUCAGAAAAGAAAAAAUCUAAAAAAAAGAAGAGAAAUAUUAUUACCAACACUCAUAUGAUUGGUAUAUUUAAAGAUUUCAAGUAAAACUCAAAGACAAUUAUUUAUUUUUUUAAUAUGAUAUUUAAUUUUGAUAAAAAUAAAAAUAAAGGGAGCAGCAAGGAAAAAAGGAAAAGGCAAAAAAAGAAAUUUUUUAAUAUUAUUUAUUCUUCAAGUCCAAUAAAAAAAACUGUUUUUUUAUUUUUUUAUUAAGAAAAGUGACCCAUUUAUAGUAUUGACAUUGAUUUAGAGGAUCAUGUUUAUCUUUUCUAAUAUAAAAUUAAUAUUUAAGAAUUGGAAGGCUGGAAAAAAUCAUAUCAUAUUUGUAAUUUGAUUUAAAUUUUUUUAAUCUUUUUUAAUCUUUUUAAUUUCUAUAAUUUAGUACAAGAAACACUAAGUAUUAC
This is a messenger RNA of Ascoidea rubescens DSM 1968, 1361 nucleotides long. It is a transcript of the gene TFA2, whose product is annotated as transcription factor TFIIE subunit TFA2. The transcript has a single exon. Bases 70 to 1005 code for a protein of 311 amino acids. Gene Ontology annotation, cellular component: transcription factor TFIIE complex. Lineage: Eukaryota; Fungi; Ascomycota; Saccharomycetes; Ascoideales; Ascoideaceae. The record is from RefSeq and is a predicted model, not a curated record. Gene Ontology annotation, biological process: transcription initiation at RNA polymerase II promoter.